Messenger RNA from Loa loa (African eye worm), 738 nucleotides. RefSeq lists its product as hypothetical. NCBI's taxonomy places the organism in Eukaryota, Metazoa, Nematoda, Chromadorea, Rhabditida, Onchocercidae. Bases 1 to 738 code for a protein of 245 amino acids. The record is from RefSeq and is a predicted model, not a curated record. The transcript has 6 exons.
AUGCUUCGGCUAGCCGAAUUUUGGUUUAAUAUGGAGGGAAAAAAUACAGUAGAUGUGGCGCUUGGUGUACGUUACCUUCCGGCAAUGCAUUCCACAACGCUUCUUUGGCAUUUAGCGGAUUUCGUAUGCGAUGAGCUCAAAAUUGGUUUUAUGAUCAUGUUAGCCGGUAGUUCACCUGUAUCAUUUGGUCUUUAUAGUUCAUUGGCGAAACGAGUUAAAAUACCAUUGAUUGACUGGGAGACUUCCGAUUUGAGCUCUGAUUCGACUUCGGCUUUCACAGCAUCCGUAAGACCUCCAGCUGAUGAAAUACUAGUGGAUUAUAUCAAAAUUAAGCAGUGGCAUGAGAUUAUCUAUUUACAUGAUGGUGCUAAUGCGGAACGAAGCCUUACUGCAAUAUACAAAUACUUGGAAAAAAAUCCGAUCUAUGCCUUGCAGAUCAAUAGUUACCGUAUUCCUGAAGAUGAGGAGUACUUCCGAGAAUUUCUCAAUAAUUUCCAUAUGCAAAAUUUUAACUUCGUUGAUUCAAGAUCCUUGAAUGUUGUGGUGGAUAUUUCGAAUAGUUAUCGUAUCCGAGCAUUUUUGCAAUCGCUGAAAGAGAGCAUACUUGUCAAAAAGCAAUAUAAUUAUGUGUUUGCUAAUUUCGAAUUGGAUGAAAAUGAUUUGGAUGCCUUCCAUUAUACUCUCAUCAAUAUUACAGCUUUUUUAAUGUGCGACAAAUAUAACCAACGUCUAAAGUAA